CAAGGAGAUCUCGCCUGUGUUUUUGUUUCCUCCCUCACUUUCGUCCCGUACUCUCGGCCAUCUUGUCGGUGCUGUGACGCCUGGCUGGGCGGAUCCGGAUCCGGAUCAACAACAACAUCCUGGACUCUCCUCUCGUCAGCAGCGUUUGACAGAAGCGGAGCAGCGCAUCACGACGAGUCUAUUGUGAAGCUGAGGUGCAGAAAAGAUGGACAUCACGGAUCAAGGAGCUCAAAUGGAGCCGCUGUUACCAACGGACCAGAGUCCCCAAGAAAACAAAGAUGUGAGAACUGAUGAGGAGGCCAUUGUGGACCGUGGGGGCACACGCUCCAUGCUCAACACCAACUUUGAGAAAGAGGAACUAGAAGGUCACCGCACUCUCUACAUUGGGGUUCAUGUUCCUCUGGGCAGGAGGUCACACAGACGCCACCGCCAUCAUGGGCACAGACACAGGAAGAGGUCCAAGGAGAGGGACUCUUCAGCUGACGAUGGGAGAGAAUCACCCUCACAUACAGACACGCCAGCUCAGAGGGUGCAGUUUCUGUUGGGGACAGAGGAUGGCGACGAGGAGCACAUCCCCCACGCCCUGUUCACCGAGCUGGAUGAAAUCUGCCUCAGGGAGGGCGAGGACGCCGAAUGGAAAGAGACAGCCAGGUGGCUAAAGUUUGAGGAGGACGUCGAGGAUGGUGGAGAGCGGUGGAGUAAACCCUACGUAGCUACUCUGUCUCUACACAGUCUCUUUGAACUCCGUAGCUGCAUCAUGAACGGCAUCGUGAUGCUGGACAUGAGGGCCAACUCGCUGGAGGAAAUCGCAGACAUGGUCCUGGAUCAGCAUGACGUGUCGGGCGCCAUUGGUCAGGAUGCCCGGAAGAGGAUCCGUGAGGCCCUGCUCAAACAACACCACCACCAAAACCAUAAGAAGCUGGCCAAUCGCAUUCCUAUUGUACGCUCCUUUGCUGAUAUUGGCAAGAAGCAGUCUGAGCCUCAUUCCAUGGACAAAAAUGGCCAAACAGUCUCGCCUCAGUCUCAGCCGGCUAACAACGAGGGCAAACAGGACGUCAGCCGAGAAAAUAGUGCCGUCGACUUCAGCAAGAUUGACCUCCACUUCAUGAAGAAGAUCCCUCCUGGCGCUGAGGCAUCAAACGUCCUGGUGGGGGAACUUGAAUUCCUUGAGCGCCCUGUGGUGGCCUUCGUCCGCUUGUCUCCCGCUGUGCUGCUCAACGGCCUGGCCGAAGUUCCCAUCACUACCAGGUUUCUUUUUAUCCUGCUCGGCCCUCUGGGAAAAGGUCCACAGUAUCAUGAGAUUGGAAGGUCCAUUGCUACGCUGAUGACUGAUGAGGUUUUCCAUGAUGUUGCAUACAAGGCCAAAGACAGGAACGACCUGGUCGCAGGCAUCGAUGAGUUCUUGGACCAGGUGACGGUGUUACCUCCAGGAGAAUGGGACCCCUCCAUCAGAAUAGAGCCUCCUAAAAACGUGCCCUCUCAGGAAAAGCGGAAGGUCCCCCCUGUUCCCAAUGGAGUGACAGAUCUUGGAGAGUCGGAGGAGCACGGAGGGCACGGUGGCCCCGAGCUGCAGCGCACAGGGAGGAUAUUUGGCGGGUUAGUCCUGGAUGUCAAGCGUAAGGCUCCCCACUACCUUUCCGACUACACAGAUGCCAUCAGUCUGCAGUGUUUGGCCUCCUUCCUCUUCCUCUACUGCGCCUGUAUGUCACCUGUCAUCACCUUUGGAGGACUCCUGGGCGAGGCCACAGAGGGACGUGUGAGUGCAAUUGAGUCCCUUUUUGGGGCCUCCAUGACUGGGAUAGCAUACUCGCUCUUCGCUGGUCAGCCUCUUACCAUCCUGGGCAGCACGGGGCCUGUCCUCGUCUUUGAGAAAAUCCUUUUCAAGUUCUGCAAGGAAUAUGGCCUCUCCUACCUCUCCCUGAGGGCCUGCAUUGGCCUGUGGACAGCCUUCUUCUGUCUGCUGCUGGUAGCCACGGAUGCCAGCUCGCUUGUUUGUUACAUCACACGCUUCACUGAGGAGGCUUUUGCUGCGCUGAUCUGCAUCAUCUUCAUUUAUGAGGCACUGGAGAAGCUGAUCCACCUGGGUGUGCACUAUCCCAUCAAUAAAAACAACAACCUACAGAAACUCACCAUGUACUCGUGUUCGUGUGUGGAGCCCAGGAACCCCAGCAAUGAAACUCUCCGGUACUGGGAGGAGAGAAACAUCACAGCCUCUCAGGUCAACUGGACUAUGCUGGAGGUCAAGGAGUGCGAGAUGUUUCACGGCGAGUUUGAAGGCAGUGCCUGCGGCCCUCAUGGUCCCUACAUCCCCGACGUCCUCUUCUGGUGCGUCGUCCUCUUCUUCUCCACCGUCUUCAUGUCUGCCUUCCUUAAGGAGUUCAAGACAAGCCGCUACUUCCCCACCAAGGUGCGGGCCAUCAUCAGUGACUUUGCCGUCUUCAUCACCAUCCUCACUAUGGUCUUAGUGGACUACGCCCUCGGUAUCCCCUCUCCUAAAUUACAGGUCCCCAGCAAGUUCAAACCUACCAGGGAUGAUCGGGGCUGGAUUAUAAACCCUGUUGGGCCUAACCCCUGGUGGACCACAAUCAUCACCUUCAUCCCCGCUCUGCUCUGCACCAUCCUCAUCUUCAUGGACCAGCAGAUCACAGCCGUCAUCAUCAACAGGAAAGAGCACAAGCUGAAGAAAGGCUGUGGCUACCACCUGGACCUGUUUGUGGUGGGGGUGAUGCUGGGCGUGUGCUCGGUGAUGGGCCUGCCGUGGUUUGUGGCGGCCACCGUGCUCUCCAUCUCCCACGUGAACAGCCUGAAGCUGGAGUCAGAGUGCUCGGCUCCCGGGGAGCAGCCAAAGUUCCUGGGCAUCCGAGAGCAGCGUUUCACCGGCCUCAUGAUCUUCACUCUGAUGGGCUGCUCCGUCUUCAUGACGUCUGUCCUAAAGUUUAUCCCCAUGCCUGUGCUGUACGGCGUCUUUCUUUACAUGGGGGCUUCAUCACUCAGAGGCAUUCAGUUCUUUGACCGCCUAAAGCUGUUCUGCAUGCCGGCCAAACAUCAGCCAGACUUCAUCUACCUUCGUCACGUCCCACUGAGGAAGGUUCACCUCUUCACCAUCAUCCAACUCAGCUGCUUGGUCCUUCUCUGGAUCAUCAAGACCUCCAGGGCCGCCAUUGUUUUCCCCAUGAUGGUCUUGGCUUUGGUGUUCAUUCGAAAGCUGCUUGACUUCAUCUUCACCAAAAGAGAGCUGAGCUGGUUGGAUGAUCUGAUGCCAGAGUGGAAGAAGAAGAAAUUGGAGGAUGCAGCACAAGAGGAAGAACACAGUAUUAUUGCAGAGGAAGAAGGCAUAGUACAAGUACCACUAGAGGUUAACUUGAAGAGUGACCCAGCCACAGUGAACAUCACUGAUGAGAUGUCCAAAGGUUCCUUCGGGAAUGUGUGGAAGAGCGUCAACCCAGCUGAGAGCACAAAAAAGGAACCAAGCGCUAAAAGCUCCCCUUCCUAACCUCUCAGAAGCUGAAAUCCCAAAGUUCGAGUGGCGGCGAGAAGCGACACAAGCGCCGGAGGCAUGACAAGAGCUUGGACAGGGAGACAAGUUUGUGAUGACACGUACUGGCGGUGCCACUGUGCUGUCAAUCAGUUGAUCAAAAAGAAAAAAGAUAAAAAAAAAACAAUACCGUGCCACACUCAGCCACCUUUGUACUGUGCUACACUGUGUUUUUUGUCAUGUAAGUCUGUGUGCAACUUGUGUAAAACAAAGAUAAAUUUGUUAGAAACAGUAUUAACACGAGGAACAAAGACACACUUGUGCUCUUUUUCUAUGUAUAUCAAAAGUUUGGUGAUACCAGCAUUAGAGGGAAGCAAGAAUUACAUGACACUGGCAGAAACUGCAGUGUCAGUGGGCCAAUUAAGUAGAAAUUUUAACAAUUUUUAAAUCUACUUUAUUUGUAUUUUGUAUGUUUUUAUAUUUUUUCAACAACAAGGAAUUGCCAGUCAUCCUUUUAAAACCUGCCACAGUAAACCGCAAAUGUGUGGAUUUUGUUUGCAAUAUUUAACGCCAAUAUUGACUUGAUGCACCUCACUUUAGAAACCUAAAUCGUAGAUCUUUGCCAAUUCUGAGCUAUUUCACUGGUAUCUUUAAAAGUUGGCUCUAUAGCUAUUCUAGUAAUUUUUUGAAAGUAUUAAAUAUACGUUUUAUAUAUUCAGUAUAUCUAAAUGUUUUUUUGUGACAGUGACAACUCAUAUCAUUCCAGAGUCUUCUCCAUCGCUGUUUUACCAAUAGGCCUAAAUGUCUCUCCCUCAGUUAAGUAUUUUACAAAUGAGUUGAAGGAAAAGUUUGAGGUUCUGGGAAAAAUACCUACCCCUUUUUCUUGCUGAGAAUCAGAUGAGAACAUUGACACCUCUCUCACGUUUGUGUGCUAAAAUUAAGCAGACAAGCUUAGCUUAGCUUAGCAAAAGGAAGAAAACAGUCCAACUGUUAGCGUAGCAUUUUUGAAAGAAUAUGAAAAAUACCCAAAAAGUUGCAAACUACUUUUCAUCCUAUUUUUCAUACUACUCAUGUAUGAAAAAAAGGUUUUUGAAAGAGACUUGUGGGUUUUGUUUUUUUUUCUGAGCUUGUCAGCAAAGGCUGGAAGCUAACUGGGCAGCUUAGCUUAGCAACAAGACAGAAAACAGUUACACUGUUAGCCUAGCUAGGUAAAAACAUUACACAACCUAUCAAAAAUGUACUAAUCAAUGCCUUUUUACCAUCAACACAAACACACUGUUAAAAAUUGACAUGUUUUGUAAUUUCUGAGCUUGUCAACAAAAGGCUGGAAGCUGACUAGGUAGUUUAGUGUAGCACAACUACAAAACAGUGCAAACAGUUUGCCUCAAUAGGUUCAAUAACAAAAUCUACCAAAACUUACUUAUUACUGCUUUUCAUCCUACUUCAUAAUCCACACAAACAGACACUGUUAAAAAUUGGCUUGUUUGAUUAUUUCUGAGCUUGUUGGGAAAAGGCUGGAGGCUUGCUAGGUAGGUUAGCCAAACACAAAGACAGAAAACUGUCCAGCUGUUAGCAUAGCUAGGUCAAAACAUUAACAAAUUUAUCAAAUCCUAUUAAUUACUGCUUUUUCUUUACUAUCCCCCAGACACUGUUGAUAGUUGGUGUUUUAUAAUUCUAAACUUGUUAGCGAAAGGCUUGGGGCUGAUGAAGUAGCUUAGCUUAGCACAUCGACAAAACAGUGGAAACGAUUUGCUUAAAUAGGUUCAAACAUUACAAAAUCUACCAAAAACUUAAUAAUUACUGCUUUUCAUCCCGUUUUAUAAUCCACACAGACAGACACUGUUAAAAAUGGACUUGUUUGAUCAUUUCUGAGCUUGUAAGCAAAAGCCUGGAAGCAAACUAGCUAGCUUAGCUUACCUCAGUGACAGAAAACAGCCCAACUGUUAGCAUAGCUAGGUUAAAACAUUACCAAAUCUAUUAAAACAUACCAAUUACGGUUUUGUAUCCCAUUUUAUUAUCAACACAAAAAUAAAUUGUUAAAAACUUGCUUGUUUUGCAAUUUAUUAGCUUGCAACAUUAAGCCUAGAAGCUAAGAAAGGUAGCAUAGCUUUUCACAAAGAUAGAAAACAGUUAAACGGAUAGCCUAGCUCGGUCAAAACACUACAAAACCUUUUAAAAACUUACAAAUUGUUGCUUUUUUAUCCCAUUUUAUAAUCACACCAACAGACACUGUUAAAUAUUGACUUAUUUUAUUUAGUUCUGAGCUUGUUGGAAAAGGCUGGAAGCUAACUGUGUAGCUUAGCUUAGUACAAGGACAGAAAACAGUAAAACUGUUAGCCUUGCUAGGUUCAAACAUUACAAAAUCUACCAAAAACUUACUUAUCACUGCUUUUCAUCCCAUUUUAAUAACAGCAUAAAAGGAAAUAGUUUCACUUGUUUUACAAUUUCUUAGCUAGCUAGCAAUAUGGCUAGAAGCUAACAAGGUAGCUUAGCUUAGCACAACAACAGCAAACAUUUAAACAGUCCAGCUUUGUCAUAACAUUAUAGAAUCUACCAACAGCUCGAUAAUUACUGUUUUAUCCCAUGAUAUUAUUCACAGACACACACACACACAAUAAUAAUAACAAUAAUAACAAUUAUAAUAAUAAUAAUAUAUUGACUUGUUUUCUAAUAUAUGAGCCUCUUAGCAAUCGGGUGAGUAGCUAACUGGGAAGCUUAUCUUAGAAAAAGACAGAAAACAGUUAAACAGCCUAGUUAGGCCAAAACAUUACAGUCUACCAUAAAGUUAUUAUUAUUAUAAUUUUUUUUUAAUCCAAUUGUCAAAUCCAUGCAAAAAGAAAUUCUUAAAAAAUGGACUUCUUUUGCUUACUUAAUUACCCAGCUAGCUAGCAGUAGCUUGAAAAUUUGGCAUAGAGGCAUGAGAGAGGAAUCAGUCGCCUUUCUGAACGAUCAGCAAGAAUGGGGUCGAGCAAAACUCCCAAAAAACUUUCUGAUAUUUGUAGGCAGCUUAUUUGAAAAAUACAUUUUAAGCUAGCAUGGCAGCAUAGUUUUAAAGCUUUCAGUAGUGGCUUUUUAAAGAAAAACGAUCAAAUUUUCAAACGCUGAACUUUAAGAUGACUGUACAGAAAGCUCUGUUUUCCACCUUCAUAAUCUUCUCGUCAUCUUGUCAGUAAGUGUCAUCCAUGGACAAACGAUCUCCUAUCCAAAUGACCCUCAACAUGUUAGCAUCAGAAGCUAAUUGUUUUUUAAAAACACCUGCAUGACGGUGAAACAGACUUGGCUGUCUCGCUGCAGGACCAUGGUUACUUCUAGAGAUGCAAUAAUACCCUUUUCUGGGAAGGGCAACAUGUAAUAAACGGUAAAGAGUCUUAACAAUGUAUAAUACAUAGUAUAUUUUAUUCAUGUAAAAUGUUACUAAUAUAUUACUAAUAUGAAUUCAGUGUUGAAGGCAGGGUUUUUUUCUGUUCUAGAUGUUCUUUUCCCCAUUGUCUUAUUGAUGGUUCUUAGUUUUAGAGACACUAAUAAAGGGUCAAAAUUAUAUCAAUAUCACAUAUUUUGACCACUUCUGUGUGGAAUUUCUGCCUUAAACUUGGUAGUGAUAGCUGUACACUUUCUGUUCAAUAAUUUAAGUCACCUGUAUAGAAACCCAUCUGGUCAGAUUUGUUGUUCUAUUGUGAUUUGUUUCAUGAGAAUGAGAGAGAGAGUGAAUGAGAGCAUA
Cheilinus undulatus (humphead wrasse) is the source of this 7193-nucleotide messenger RNA. RefSeq names its product sodium-driven chloride bicarbonate exchanger-like. Gene Ontology annotation, biological process: bicarbonate transport; regulation of intracellular pH; monoatomic anion transport. Bases 206 to 3493 code for a protein of 1095 amino acids. The transcript has 28 exons. The record is from RefSeq and is a predicted model, not a curated record. Lineage: Eukaryota; Metazoa; Chordata; Actinopteri; Labriformes; Labridae. Gene Ontology annotation, molecular function: monoatomic anion transmembrane transporter activity; solute:inorganic anion antiporter activity; sodium:bicarbonate symporter activity. Gene Ontology annotation, cellular component: plasma membrane; basolateral plasma membrane.